Oikopleura dioica is the source of this 1866-nucleotide messenger RNA. The record is from the annotation of a GenBank genome assembly. NCBI's taxonomy places the organism in Eukaryota, Metazoa, Chordata, Appendicularia, Copelata, Oikopleuridae.
AUGAAAAGAUAUUCAAUUUUUCUCAUUUUUCAAUUUUUUGAAUCAACCAUUGCAAACCCUGUGGCAGAGAUUUUUGACAAUUGUCCGGAUGAAGAAUUGCAAGCAGAAUGUAAUGGACUCUGUCGUGCUGAUUUUAACAAAUGUCGUCUUCUCUGCGAGACGGAAUACUGUCUGUCGAUUUGUGACAGGGAGUACUCAGGCUGCCUUGAUAAUUGUCCAUGUGGUGCUAACUGUGAGCAAGGAUGCGUUGGCUGCGAUUCUCCUCUUUGUCCACAUAUCUUGGUGAUGGGUGAAAGAUUGCCUCAAGCAUUUUCCAUUUCACUUGAUGGCUCAAGAAAGACACCUGCGAAAAUUAAAGCACCUUCACUUCGUUAUCUUCAAGGCACUGCUCAUGCUCUUGUGAAUGGUGAGCUCUUUGUUUUUGGCGCAAGCUUUUGGUCUCGGAACACUGAAGAUGAUGCCCAUGAUCGAGCAGGAGAUACUAGAAACGAUUUUCCGAGAGAAGAUUUCUUCGACCCUUUUCCGAGACUAAAUGAAACUUGCACCGACCUUGAUCUCGGUGAACUCUGUUCAACAAACUGCAGCGAGGAUCUUUUACAAUGCUUGAGCAACUGUAACUCGGGCGAUGCUUCUUGCGAGAACGCUUGUGUUCGUGAAGGAUUCGACUGUAUUGAUGGAUGUCCUUGUCACAUUGAUUGUCCUGGAGGAUGCGAGGAUUGCCCGGCUGAAAUUUGCGAUGUUUGCGCUUUUCCUGAAGAGAAUGAGGAUCACGUGAAGUGCUUGGCGGAUCUUGAGCAAGAGCUAUUCGACUGCAUUGGAAAGUGCGGAGGAAACUCCAGCUGCUUAACUCUCUGUACAUUACAGUACUCAGAGGAUAUUCUGAGCUGCCCUUGCGAAGAAGGCUGUCCAAAUGGUUGCCCUUGCCCGAAUUACGAUUGCUACGAUCCAUCAAAGGAGCUGAAUUCUGUUUUAUUGAUGCACUAUAACCAUCGGGAUACAACUGCAUUGGUGAAUUUUGAAAGCUACAUUGAUGAUUUGGAAAUUUCUUGGUUCAACAAUGGUCCCGAUAAUCUUGAAUUUUUCAGUAAAGAAGGAUGCUCAGUUUUAUACAAGGGAACAAACUACCUCUUCGGUGGUUGGUUUGUAAUUGGAGGUGAACGAGAGUAUGGACCGCAUAUUCUCAAUGGUUGCGAUAUUGAAAAAGCUGAAGGUGUUUCUUUUCAAUUCGAUUGUUUCGAAGGAUCUGUAGGAUACUUGCCAAGCCAGGAUGAUCCUGAAGGUCAUAUUUUGCUCUACAACGGAUAUGGGAAAGUUCAAAGCUAUGAUGGAUCAAAGAUUGUGGAGGCAAGCUUGGCUGUGCCUGAUGAAUCUCACGUUGCAAUCGGAGGACAUAUUCCAACUUAUAAAGGAAAUCCGAUUCUCAUUGCUGGAUACGAUCAGUAUGCCCAGAGAUACACCAGAUCUGUCGAGCAAUACAGUGAAAAUGAUGGCUGGAUCAACGACUACAGGAUACUUUUUCCAGAGUCGUAUAUUGAAAGUUACUCUUCUGUUUGGGGCGAUUUUGGCGUCGUCAUCUUUCCAGGAGACUCUCAGACAGUUCAAUAUAUAUGGCGCCUGUACAAUGAUGAAUGGACCCAAAUUGGAACUCCUGAAUGGACCCCACGAAGGUAUUAUGCGAGAGCCCUGCUUUUCCCAAAUAAUGAGGUGAUGGUUGUCGGUGGCGAUGGACCUCGAAAAUUCACGAAAUUCACUUUCAACGACGAUUUUACUUCGAUCGAAGGAGAAGACCUCGACCAUUUACCACAAACUGACGACUACGAUGAUCCUUUUGCUAUUCUAGUGCCUGACGGCUUCUGCAUGCUUUGA